This is a messenger RNA of Ochotona princeps (American pika), 4368 nucleotides long. RefSeq names its product BMP2 inducible kinase (gene BMP2K). Gene Ontology annotation, biological process: protein phosphorylation. The record is from RefSeq and is a predicted model, not a curated record. Lineage: Eukaryota; Metazoa; Chordata; Mammalia; Lagomorpha; Ochotonidae. Gene Ontology annotation, molecular function: ATP binding; protein kinase activity. The coding region runs from base 186 to 3554 and encodes 1122 amino acids. The transcript has 16 exons.
GCCGGGGCUGUGGGCUCGGGGCGCGCGGAAUGUGAGGCUCGGCGGGCCUCUGCGCGCACGGACGCUCGGACGGGCGAAGGGCGGCGACCCCUCUCGCGGACGCCCGGCCGCGCGCGGCGCCGGGGACUCGCCCUCUCCGCUCGCCCUUGCGCGCUCCCCGCGCCCUCCAGCGCCCCGGCGGGACCAUGAAGAAGUUCUCUCGGAUGCCCAAGUCGGAGGGCGGCAGCGGCGGUGGCGCUGCGGCCGGCGGGGCCGGCGGGGUCGGCGUCGGCUCCGGCAGCUCGUCCGUGGGGGUCCGGGUGUUCGCGGUCGGCCGCUACCAGGUCACCCUUGAGGAGUCGCUGGCGGAAGGUGGGUUCUCCACAGUCUUCCUGGUGCGAACUCAUGGUGGAAUUCGAUGUGCUUUGAAGCGAAUGUUUGUCAAUAAUGUGCCAGAUCUCAACAUUUGUAAAAGGGAAAUUACAAUUAUGAAAGAGUUAUCUGGUCACAAAAACAUCGUUGGUUAUUUGGACUGUGCCAUUAAUUCGAUUAGUGAUAAUGUAUGGGAAGUGCUUAUCUUAAUGGAAUAUUGUCGAGCUGGGCAGGUGGUGAAUCAGAUGAAUAAGAAGCUGCAGACAGGUUUCACGGAACCGGAAGUUUUACAGAUAUUCUGUGAUACCUGUGAAGCUGUUGCGAGGUUACAUCAGUGUAAGACUCCAAUAAUUCAUCGGGAUCUAAAGGUAGAAAAUAUUUUGUUAAAUGAUGGUGGAAACUACGUGCUUUGUGACUUUGGCAGUGCCACUAAUAAAUUUCUUAAUCCACAAAAAGAUGGAGUUAAUGUAGUAGAAGAAGAAAUUAAAAAGUAUACAACUCUGUCAUACAGAGCCCCUGAAAUGAUCAACCUUUAUGGAGGAAAGCCCAUCACUACCAAGGCUGAUAUCUGGGCCCUAGGAUGUUUACUCUACAAGCUCUGUUUCUUCACUCUUCCUUUUGGUGAGAGUCAGGUUGCCAUCUGUGAUGGCAACUUCACCAUCCCAGACAAUUCUCGCUACUCCCAUCACAUACAUUGCUUAAUAAGGUUUAUGCUUGAACCAGAUCCAGAGCGUAGACCUGAUAUAUUCCAGGUGUCUCAUUUUGCAUUUAAAUUUGCCAAAAAGGAGUGUCCUGUCUCCAACAUCAAUAAUUCUUUGAUUCCUUCAGUUCUUCCUGAACCGAUGACUGCCAGUGAAGCUGCUGCUAGGAAAAGCCAAAUAAAAGCCAGAAUAACAGAUACCAUUGGACCAACAGAAACCUCAAUUGCACCUAGACAAAGACCAAAGGCCAGUUCUGCUAGCACCACUGCCAGCGUGCUGACCAUCCAAAGUUCAGCAACACCUGCUAAAGUCCCAGCUCCUAGUGAACUUGGUAACCACAGACCAAAAGGAACACCGAGACCUGAGGUUUUGUUGGGCCAGGGCCCGCCUCAGCAGCCGCCUCAGCAGCACAGAGUCCUUCAGCAACUACAACAGGGAGAUUGGAGAUUACAGCAGCUCCAUUUACAGCCUCGCCACCCUCACCAGCAGCAACAGCAGCAUCAGCUACUUCAGGACGCCUACAUGCAGCAGUAUCAGCAUGCAAUGCAGCAGCAGCAGCAGCUGCUUCAACAACAGUUCUUGAUGCAUUCAGUCUAUCAACCACAUUCUUCAGCAUCACAGUAUCCUGCAGUGGUGCAGCAGUGUCAGCAGGCUUUCUUGCAGCAGCAGAUGCUGGCUCGGCAACAGGCAUCACCUGAGUAUCCGACCUCUCCUCAGGAAUUCUCACCGGCCUUAGUGACCUACCCUUCAUCACAUCCAGCUCACGUUGGAACCGUAAUGGACUCCUCUUAUAGUGCCAAUAGAUCAGUUGCUGAUAAGGGGGCAGUCGCCAAUUUUACAAAUCAGAAGAAUGUCAGUAACCCACCAGAUAUGUCAGGGUGGAAUCCUUUUGGAGAGGAUAAUUUUUCCAAGUUAACAGAAGAGGAGCUAUUGGACAGAGAAUUUGACCUUCUGAGAUCAAACAGGCUCGAGGGGAGAGCAUGUUCAAAUAAGACUGUAGACCCACUGUCUGCUCCACAUAACCAUCUUCCAGAAGAUCCUUUUGGUUCUGUUCCUUUGAUUUCUCAUUCAGGUUCUCCUGAAAAGAGAACUGAAUAUUCAUCAGUGAAUCUAGAACAUGGCCCUGUAAACCCCAUUAAGAAUGGAAAAGCAAGUCUGGUAGCUAAAGAUCAGCGGACUGCAAAGAGGAGUUCAGAAAAUUCAUCGCUCCAGGGUGCAACGCAGAAGGGGAAUGAUGACUCUGAAAGUGAUUUUGAAUCCGAUCCCCCUUCUCCUCAGAGCAGCGAGGAGGAAGAACAGGAGGAUGAGGACGUCCAGGGAGAGCCAGGGGAUUUGAAUGAUGAUGAUACUGAGCCAGAGAAUCUGGGUCACAGACCCCUCCUUAUGGAUUCUGAGGAUGAGGAAGAGGAGGAAAAGCACAGCUCCGAUUCUGACUAUGAGCAGGCGAAAGCAAAGUACAGUGGGCAGAACUUUGUCUGCAGAGACCAGGCUGGUGGUGGACCAACCCAAGGCCCCAACACAGCACUCCUCACUCCCACCCAGCUACCCUCAAGAUUUGGGCCAGAGACCCCCAAACAGGAAUUUGAUGUAUUUGGCGCUGUCCCAUUCUUUCCAGUGCAUUCUCAACCAGCUCUGGCAGGAAACAGUGAAAAGACCCUGUCGCAGCAGAGGAUUCCUCCUGUAGGGCUGGAGCAGGAGGAAUUCGAUGUGUUUACGAAGGCACCCUUCAGCAAGAGGGUCAGUGUGCAAGGCUGCCACGAGCUGGGGCCCAAGGCGCACCCUCUCCCUGCUUGUCCCAAAAGUGUCGAUGUAUUUGGUUCCACUCCAUUUCAGCCCUUUUCCACAUCCACCAGUAGAAGUGACAGCACUGAGGACCUUUUUGGGCUUGUGCCCUUUGAGGAAAUCACUGGGAGUCAGCAGCAAAAAGUCAAACAGCGUAGUCUACAGAAACUGUCCUCUCGCCAAAGGCGCACGAAGCAGGAUAUGUCCAAGGGUAACGGGAAGCGGCAUCAUGGCACGCCGACCAGCACCAAGAAGACCCUGAAGCCCACCUACCGCACCCCAGAGAGGGCCCGCAGGCACAAAAAAGUGGGCCGGCGAGACUCUCAAAGCAGCAAUGAAUUCCUAACCAUCUCAGACUCCAAGGAGAACAUCAGCAUAGCCAUGACCGAUGGGAAGGACAGGGGGACCGUCUUACAGCCAGAGGAGAGUUUGCUGGACCCCUUUGGGGCCAAGCCCUUCCCUCCUCCGGACCUGCCAUGGCACCCUUCCCACCAGGGCCUGGGCGACAUCCGUGAUCACAAUACUGUCCUGCCUGGGCGGCCAAGACAGAAUUCACUACAUGGGUCAUUCCACAGUGCAGAGGCAUUGAAAAUGGAUGACUUUGGUGCUGUGCCCUUUACAGAACUUGUGGUGCAAAGCACCACACCACAUCAAUCCCAACAGUCCCAACCAGUUGAAUUAGACCCGUUUGGUGCUGCUCCGUUUCCUUCUAAACAGUAGAUACGUCUCAUGGACUUGGCGGAUUAAUUUCUGUUUCAAAAGAGUAUGAAUAAUUUUAUGAACUUGGAAGAGAAUUUAUUUGUAUAGCUCUUUAUAUCAUUCAUUCUUACAGGUCAAUUCAGAGUAGGUGAUUUUUAAAUAAACCAAAUAGAAAAAGGAAGUAUCUGUACUACAGGGUAGUAACUCGCCGCCUCUUCCAAGCAGGAGAAAAGGGAGCUUUCCUGAGCAGGGUCGGAGUGAGGGUUUCUGCUGCUGGUACCGCAGCACAGGAAUGCAGCAAGUGUGGCCAAGGUACCUGCAGUGAGAGCAUGCGGCACGCUCGAGUGCAGAGCCACUUACAAGGGCCUGUCAAACUAGAAUGUCACUUGGGUGUGCACAUCCCAGGGUCACUUGAGAUCUAGCAUUUCAAACUAGGGUUAUGUGUACAUGUACAGGCUGUGUCUGUGGAGUCUUUGAAGGGAGAUGUCUUGUAAUUUCCACACAGUGAAAGAUAAUCCAGCUCUCUUAAAGGAGAAAAACAUUAUCUGGAGAGUGCAGAGAUUUCAGCCCAUAUACCUUUCCUAAAGAAACAGAGCCAGAAGCAACUGACUGACUAUUGUGCCUAAAACUGUUUCAUUUUGAAAACCAAGUGCCAUUAAUACAGAAUCGCUAACGAUAAGGAAUAUGUGAAGUAAUCCAUACGUUAAUUAGUUCAGUUUAGCCCUUCAACAAUGUAUGCUGAUGGACAUGAUAAAUAUAUACAAUCUUCACUUACAAGUUAAAAAUUAAUGUAUGGAAUAUCUACAUUGAAGAACAGAAUACAUUUAGCAACUUC